AUGCAGUCCCUGGUGCCGACGAGCCGGCGGACAAGCCAGCAGCAGGUGCGGGAGCGCGAGAGGGAGCGGGAACGCGAGGGAGAAUGCGAUGUGGGGCUUAGCCUGCACCCAUAUGUGAUGGCGCCGAGCCCGGACACCGCGGGCAAGGGCACGGACUCACGCGAGGACACAAUAUUGGCGGGGGCAAACCGCAUGGAGCCGAACGGCUUUGGCGUGGGGGCGCGCGGGAUGAGCAUGUACGACCGCAAGCAGAUGAUGAGGGUUGGGGAGCAGGAGACAAAUACUUCUUGCAAUGUAUAA
Messenger RNA from Sparassis crispa, 300 nucleotides. RefSeq lists its product as hypothetical. The coding region runs from base 1 to 300 and encodes 99 amino acids. Lineage: Eukaryota; Fungi; Basidiomycota; Agaricomycetes; Polyporales; Sparassidaceae. The transcript is spliced from 2 exons. The record is from RefSeq and is a predicted model, not a curated record.